GUGAAGGUGCAUUGGUCGAGUGAGUAAAGCUUUGCAAGAAUGCGUACGUUUAGUGGAAUUAGUAUGAGUAAGUCUCUUUUAUUUUACCUUUUAAACAUAUAGUAUAUUAAAACUUUUUUUUCUUUUUCUUUUUCUUUUUCCAUCCUUUUAAAAAGGUUACUUGUCUUCCACGGCAAUUCUUUUCUCUGUUAUAGGAGUCAUGGCUUCUACUACAGGUCCCAUCUUCUUUUUCUGGUGGAAUACAGGUCACCUGUUUGCAUGGCAUAAAAAACAAUUAUUCUUAAUAGUCCCCAAAUCAAUCUUCUAAGCCAUCAUAAGAGAGUUAUAUUACAGUCAAAUUUCUUUUUUGUUAGAAAAAAUUAGAAAGGCAAAUUAGCAUAGCCGAAAUGGAAGAACAACCCAAAAGAAAAUCUAAUUACGUAGAAUUAUUUGUUCAUUCGAAGACUCAUUUAUUUCUAACAAAUAAAAUACUAUCAUAUCGCGGACACAUAGUAGAUCAUUUUGGGAAUAAUAAUAUGUGAAAUAAUUGGACAGCUAAUUAAUUGACCAUAAUCUUUGGGCUAACCCUUUGGUGACUGUUGCCCUACCAAAACCAACCUAUGACAGCUACAAUAUGUCCCCUCCUAGAUAUCUACAUUCUCUCUAAUUCCACCAACCCAUUUUGAAACUCCCAUCUCCCUCCCUUUCACUUCCUUCCUUCUCUUCUCUUUCUCUGUCCAUACAUACCAACACCAGAAAAGAAACCAAAUCCCAAUCUCCAUAAUUUCCUUGAUUAUGGAAGACUUAAUUGCAACUACAAGCACAUAAAUUAAAAAAUCCCAUGACAUUCACCAUACAUGUACAUUCUUCCAUUUCAUGUUCUCUCUGUGCGUAUAUAUAUGUAUGUAUAGUUGGUGCUACGCUAGUACUGCUAAUUGUACUUUCCGUUCUGCAUCACGAAGUGCAUGGAGGACUUGUAGGGAGUGAUAUCGACGGCUGUGAUGUGUCUCAAGGCAACUGGGUUUUUGAUGAUUCAUAUCCUCUUUAUGCCGCGCCUAGCUGCCCCUUCCUUGAGAAAGUGUUUGACUGCGUAAAGAAUGGUCGCCCUGAUAGAGACUACCUCAAAUAUAGAUGGCAGCCCUCUGCCUGCAGCUUACCAAGAUUCAAUGGUAGUCGUUUGUUGACAGAACUUAGAGGGAAAAGCAUCAUGUUUAUUGGGGACUCGUUGAGUUUGAACCAAUGGCAGUCACUUACCUGCAUGCUUUAUACAUCUGUUCCAGAGGCCAAAUACACAUCGGUCAGGACUGGAGGACUCUCCACAUUCACAUUCCUGGAAUACAAUGUUAAACUGUUGUUCUCCCGCAAUGCCUUAAUUGUGAACAUUGUACGCACACCUGAUGGCCGAAUCCUAAAACUUGACUCAAUCUCAACUCAAGAUGACAAACUGUGGUCCGGAGUCGACGUAUUGAUCUUCAACAUGUGGCAUUGGUGGGUUCACACCGGCAGAAAGCAACCAUGGAACUUUAUUCGAGUGGGGAAUGAAACUUAUAAGGACAUGGAUCGCUUGGUUGCAUACGAGAAGGCACUGCACACUUGGGCAACAUGGGUAGACUCCAAUGUGGACUCUAACAAAACCAAGGUCUUCUUCCAGGGUGUUUCUCCAGAUCAUAGCAAUGGAAGAGAGUGGGGUGAUCCUCAAGCAAAUAACUGCAGUGCACAAUCAGACCCACUACCAGGUCCAAACUAUCCAGGAGAAGCACAUCCAGCAGAGAAAGUAGUAGAGAAAGUGUUACGUACCAUGUCAAAGCCAGUCCAUUUGCUGAAUGUUACAACUCUUUCACAACUUAGAAAAGAUGGGCACCCGUCUGUCUACGGCCUUGGUGGGCACAGGGGCUUGGACUGCACCCAUUGGUGUUUAGCCGGAGUACCUGAUACUUGGAAUGUGCUUCUUUAUGCAGCUCUUACUCAAAAUUAGGCAUUCUUUACAAAAAUCGGAGAUGAAUAAUUAUAGUCCGUAAAUAGAUUUUUAGAUUCUUUUAAAAACAAGGCUUGAUUAUGUCAAAUAUUAGUCCAAAUGAGGUAGUUAGCUAUGAGAGUUAAUAAGGUUAUAGGGUCUUUUGUAUUAGUGAAAUACAUUAAUAAUGUUUUACAUAAUCAGUUUUCAUG
Molecule: messenger RNA, 2145 nt
Organism: Prunus persica (peach)
Lineage: Eukaryota; Viridiplantae; Streptophyta; Magnoliopsida; Rosales; Rosaceae
Product: protein trichome birefringence-like 43
Exons: 6
Coding region: 821-1954 (377 amino acids)
Cellular component (GO): Golgi apparatus
Molecular function (GO): O-acetyltransferase activity
Source: RefSeq, a predicted model, not a curated record